AUGACUGACUCCGGACCGACACGGAAAAUGACGAGAGCAAAACUAGUGGUUCUUGGACGUGAUAACUGCGGAAAGACCGCAAUGUGCGUCAGAUUCCUAACAAAGCGCUUCAUCGGAGAAUACGACCAUAAAAAGGAAGUUACAUACAGGUGUCUGAAAACGAUUGACAAAGAACUGAUUGACUUGGAGAUACUUGACACAGUUAACAAGUGUGUGGGACCAGCAGCCACCUCUCUAGAAAGUUCCAUCAAGUGGGGCGAUGGUUUUCUCAUCAUGUACUCGGUGACAGACCGCGGGAGCUUCGAAGCCGUCUCUCGCCUGAAGAGACUGAUCGACCAUGUCAAACAAACGCUGGGCAUUCCCACUGUCAUCGUGGCCAAUAAGUGUGACAUUGAGGGUGGUCGGCUGGUUCGGACAGAGGAGGGACAAGCUUUGGCCAGUGACCUAAAGUGUAGUUUUUUCGAGCUGUCAGUGGCAGACUCCUCGGCAGCGGUGGAGGCUGCCUUCGCCCAGUUGGUGCGGGAGGUGCGUCUGGAGUUCCACAAACACCUGCUGGCCAUGGACAAACGCUCACGCAUGCUCCAAGUCCGACACGCCCUGAGAAACAAGCUGACGCGCAGCAAGACCAUGCAGUGGUGA
Chanos chanos (milkfish) is the source of this 639-nucleotide messenger RNA. RefSeq names its product ras-related and estrogen-regulated growth inhibitor. The record is from RefSeq and is a predicted model, not a curated record. The transcript is spliced from 6 exons. Gene Ontology annotation, molecular function: GTPase activity; GTP binding. NCBI's taxonomy places the organism in Eukaryota, Metazoa, Chordata, Actinopteri, Gonorynchiformes, Chanidae. The coding region runs from base 1 to 639 and encodes 212 amino acids.